Molecule: messenger RNA, 2320 nt
Organism: Entelurus aequoreus (snake pipefish)
Lineage: Eukaryota; Metazoa; Chordata; Actinopteri; Syngnathiformes; Syngnathidae
Gene: kpna5
Product: karyopherin alpha 5 (importin alpha 6)
Exons: 14
Coding region: 150-1769 (539 amino acids)
Biological process (GO): NLS-bearing protein import into nucleus
Cellular component (GO): nucleus; cytoplasm; nucleoplasm
Molecular function (GO): nuclear import signal receptor activity; protein binding
Source: RefSeq, a predicted model, not a curated record
CGGAAACGAGUCGACAGCUGGCGGAAAUGACGUAUGUUGUGUUGACGCGAGGUGUUUUCUGGGAAAGUGUCAGGACGCCAUUUCCACCACAGAAGAGUUAGCUCUGCCAGGCUUGUUCUUUUGGAAAAGCCCCAACUUUUGAAGCCACCAUGGCAAGCCCGGGUAAAGACAACUACAGGAUGAAGAGCUACAAGAACAAAGCACUGAAUCCUCAAGAGAUGCGCCGAAGGAGGGAGGAAGAAGGAAUCCAGUUGCGCAAACAGAAACGGGAAGAGCAGCUUUUUAAGAGGAGGAAUGUCAGUGCACAUUCAGUGGACGAGACAAUGUCAGAAUGUCCGAUCCAGGAUCCAGACAUCAGCUCGACUGUACCCGUUGCCAGCGUAAGUCAGGAUGGACUCAUAACACCGGAUAUGAUUCAGAUGAUCUUCUCUGAAGACCCAGACCAUCAGUUAAUUGCCACACAAAAAUUCAGAAAACUGCUUUCAAAAGAACCGAACCCUCCCAUAGACGAGGUUAUUGCCACGGCCGGCGUUGUCAAUCAGUUUGUUGAGUUCCUGAAGAGGAGUGAAAACUGCACAUUGCAGUUUGAGGCAGCCUGGGCUUUAACCAACAUUGCCUCUGGGACCUUCCUGCACACCAAAGUUGUGAUUGAAACCGGAGCUGUGCCCAUUUUCAUCCAGCUGCUGAACUCUGAGUAUGAGGACGUCCAGGAACAGGCGGUGUGGGCUUUGGGGAAUAUCGCUGGAGAUAAUGCAGAAUGCAGAGACUAUGUGCUCAGCUGUGACAUCCUCCCGUUUCUGCAGCAGCUACUUGCAAAGUCCAACCGUCUCACGACAACCAGAAAUGCUGUUUGGGCUCUGUCCAACUUGUGCCGCGGGAAGAACCCCCCACCAGAUUUUUCCAAGGUGUCGCCGUGCCUUAGUGUGCUGUCCAGGCUUCUCUUCAGCAGCGAUCCAGAUGUGCUGGCUGAUGCUUGCUGGGCUCUGUCUUACCUGUCCGAUGGCCCCAAUGAGAAGAUCCAGACAGUUAUUGACUCUGGUGUCUGUCGCAGGCUGGUGGAGCUGCUCAUGCACAGUGACUAUAAGGUGGUCUCUCCUGCUUUGCGGGCAGUGGGCAACAUCGUCACAGGAGAUGACAUUCAGACACAGGUGAUCUUGAACUGUGCAGCACUGCCUUGUUUGCUACACCUGCUCAGCAGUCCCAAGGAGUCUAUCAAAAAGGAGGCCUGCUGGACUGUGUCCAACAUCACAGCCGGAAACAGAGCUCAGAUUCAAAAUGUGAUUGAUGCCAACAUCUUCCCAGUACUGAUUGAGAUUCUUCAGAAGGCAGAGUUCCGCACUAGGAAAGAGGCAGCGUGGGCAAUAACCAACGCUACCUCUGGUGGAACCCCGGCACAAAUAAGAUACCUGGUUUCCUUGAACACCAUCAAACCCAUGUGUGACCUUUUAACGGUGAUGGACUCCAAGAUUGUGCAGGUAUCUCUGAAUGGUCUGGAGAACAUCCUCCGACUGGGAGAACAGGAGUCCAAACAGAACGGAACCGGCAUCAACCCUUACUGUGCCCUCAUUGAGGAGGCUUAUGGCCUGGACAAGAUCGAAUUCCUGCAGAGCCACGAGAACCAGGAGAUCUACCAGAAGGCCUUCGACCUGAUUGAACACUACUUUGGUGUGGACGAGGAGGACGCCAGCCUGGCGCCACAGGUGGACCAGGGUCAGGGCCAGUUUAUCUUCCAGCAGCAGGAAGGACCCAUGGAGGGUUUCCAGCUCUAACCCUGAAACAAGGAUCCCGGGUCCUGACCUUAUUGGGGCCAGGUGUCGACAAAGGAACUUCUGUGAAGAGACAUGAUUGGUAACCGAUAAAUUGGAGAGAACUUUGGACUCUGGGACGUUGCCCUGGCGUGUGGAAGCCUACACCCGUUAACAACUCCCGAUCUGCCACAAUUUCAUCCGAUAUUAUUUGUAUCAUCCAGCGCUACUUGUUUUUUAGUGGAAUAAUAAUUCUACCCUAUUUGAAUGUGUAACUACCUCUUCAGCCAAUCAGCGACCAGGUGGUGUUUUUAUUUGAUUACCAUUGAUGGACACUUGUGUGCGCUCUUUCUUGACUUCCUUAUUUGCCUUGAAAGGAGCUUCUGUUGUGUUCCACUCCAACUUCACCUACAGAGUUUGUGUGUCCUUGUCUUUCCUCGAGCGUUGCAAAUCAUGCAGACGUGCACUCUGCACGGGCGACAUCAUCGAUGUUUCAUCAUUUGUUCAUCAUGUGAGAGUGUAAAGAAAGUUGAAAUGUUAAUAUAUGUCGUCACGAUUGUGAUGUUUGAUUUUGA